Messenger RNA from Saccoglossus kowalevskii, 2668 nucleotides. RefSeq names its product centrosomal protein of 112 kDa-like. Lineage: Eukaryota; Metazoa; Hemichordata; Enteropneusta; Harrimaniidae. The record is from RefSeq and is a predicted model, not a curated record.
GCCGAGAAAGCAGAGACGUUUUAUUGGCGUCCAGUCACCAUAGUUGCACCGUAUACUGAUCGGACUGUGAGACAGUCUUCGCCAGGACUAAACUUCAUCGUUUUAGCGUAUCGACGCUUUUUUGCAACAGAUAUUUAUUGUUGGGUGAGUUGUCAUGGCAACAAUGGAAACUACACAAGAAAUGACUAAGAAACUGGAUGAGGAAUUUGAUGGUGCUUUGACCGAAAUGAAACCGUUUGUACUGAGGCUACCACACAAAUCAGAACGACAAAGGUGUGCUUUAUGGAUCAAGAAAUUAUGUGAACCACCAGGUUCUGGGGUCACUGGAAGGAAAAACAGGAAUCUUUAUGCUGAACUGUUAAUGCACAUGUUAAACCGUGGUGUUCUAGAAGGACCGUAUUCACAUAGACCGGAUCCUGGUGCUUUACCUACGCUACCUGCCUACAUGUCUAUAUACUUUGACGAGCCAAAUAAGAAGAAGGUAUCUUCCAAGAAUCUUGAAGAAGCUGGCAGAUCCACACCUGAUUGGGUACAGGGGGAACUCGGAGAAAUGUUCGUAUUUUCAUCACCCUCAUCUUCAUAUACCAAUAGAAAUUUAGGAGAGCCAAACGGAUCUUCUACACUAAGAGAUAGGUUUCAUGCUGUCAUAGGUGGUUCUCCUAGGCGAAGAGAACUCAUACAACAGCAUGAUGAUGUACGUGGACGUUACAAACCGUCAUUUACAUAUUCCUCUGAUGAAGAGGAUCAUUCUGAUGGAUACAGAAGAGCAGCAUCAUCUCCUCCUCCGCAUCCUUCAAGAAACUUUGAUGAUAAGUAUGGUCAUGAUUGGAAUCCAUCAAGCUCACUUUCAAGACCAAUUGCAUCGAGAGGUCUUUCCUCAUUCAGGGACGAAACUAGUCUUGUUGGAAAAUACGAAAAAGAACUUGAAAUGAAGUCCAAAAUGUUACAAGCUAGAUUCCAUGAAGAGAAAUUGAACAUGCAACAAAAACACGAUGAAGCCAUCCAGAAAAUUCUGGAUCGUAAAAAUGUAGAGAUAGAAGAAGUUAAGUCACAUUACAGAGGAAAAACAAAAGAAAACGAUGAAACAAUCAAGAAAUUAGAAAAGAAAGUUCAAACCGUAAUCAGGGAAUCCACUGUAAUCAGAGAAAACAAAGAUAAGCAAAUAUCAGAGCUGAAGAAAAUGGCGGAACAUUCUUCACAAAGUACUCAAAAUGAUUAUGACAAAAAACUUCAUGAUGCCAUUGCCGACUUUGAACAAGAGAAAUUUGAAAUGCAAAAACAACACACCAAGAAUAUACAGGAGUUGCUUGAUGACACAAAUACCCGUCUCCAGAAGAUGGAGGGAGAAUACAACGCACAAGUAGAAGCAAAUGCUGGUAUUAUAAAAGAAUUGGAAAACAGAAUACAAGAGUUAACUCAAGAAGCUGAAACCCAUAGUACGACAAGACUAAGAGUUGGACAGGAAAGAAUGGACUUGGAGGGAAGAAAUAUCAAACUAACAAGCGAGCUUGAUGAUAUGAAAGUGAGAUAUUCAGCAUUAGAGAGGGACUACAAUCGUAUGAAAGAAGACACCGAGAGAGAAAUCCGACAAUUACGCAAUAAAUCAGAGGCGAGCAUCGAGUAUAUGAAACAAGAACACACACUGUCCUCGUCUAAGUCGAGUGACACAAUACGGGACUUGGAGCAACAGGUAAUGCAAUUAAGACAAUCACUGCAGGAGAGUGAACAUCAAAGACAAAGACAAAUCAGGGAACUUGAAGCCGUACAGCAACAAGACAAAAUGCAUUCUGAGCAUAUGCACGAUAAGAAAGUUCAAAGCUUGAAAAAUGAACUUGACCAAGAACGACAAGAUUCCUCAAGAAAAAUUAAGAAAUUAGAACAUGCUGUUAAGGAGAAAGAUCAGAAUAUUGCAAGGCUUACCGAGUCGCAGCGGAUCCAAUCGCAGCAGUCAGAAAUGGCUUUAGAGGAUUUCAAGAAGCAAGUAGAAAAGAAUUCAGGAAAAAUGUUUGAUGAAAUGAAACAACAGAUGGGGAGAGUGGAAGCUGAUUUAUUGAAGUCGAAAGCUCUCAGAGAAAAACAAGCCAAAGAGAAUGCUAGGCAGAUGGAAGAGGAGCAACAGAGAUAUGAACAGGAGAUUGCUGAACUGAGGUUGAAGUUUGAACAAGAAAAGGCAGCCAUAUUGAGAGACUCGCACGCUGACAAGGAGAUGUCACAUAGGGAGCAUGAAGAAGAAAUGGACAGAUUGUCUGAAAAAAUGAGAAAUGGACUUGAAGAACAAGAACUGAGGUUUAAAGAACGACACGAAAGAGAUUCACAGACAAUAAAUGAACUUGAGAAACAAGUGAGAGAUUUGCGAGAAGAAGUCAUUCAGUCCAACUCGUUGCGAAAACAGCAAAUUGUAGAAUUGGGGUUGUUACGAGAAGAAGAGAAACAGAAGUCAGCAAGGGAAUAUGAGGCCGAUGUCUCACAGUUAAAGUCUCAGAUGGAACAGCAGAAACUACAACUACAAAGAGAACACAGUAACGACAUGGAAAAAGCUCUUGAACAGACCAAUGGCAGGCUGAAGGAGAUUGAAAAAGAAUACACACACAGACUUACAAAGUCUGCCGAGUCAAUUGCUGAACUCCAGAGUGUGAUACAAAGCAUGAGAGAAGAUGGACAAAGGUAA